UGUCGGACGGACGACAGACGAGCUGUCGAUCAUGCCAGUUGUAGUCCGGAAUUUUUCUACUUCACACACGACCCGAUCCCAUCAUAGUCAGACACACACAUUUUUUUGUAUUUGAUUCGAAUCUUUUACUUUGUAAAAUCGUAACCGAGGCGUGACAGGCGGCGGCAGCAUCCACUCCCGCGCUCCGCUCUAAGUCGAUUCCACACAUCCGUAUUUCCCUCCAAUUAAUCUGUGCAAAUUGAAACGCGCGUGGUCCGCGAGUGAAACAUUAAAUUUUCAAGUCGCGGCAGCUGAACCGAAAGGCCAGUCGGUACAUUAACAAAAGCCCAGAGGACAACCAGAGCCGAUAAACAAAAACAGCAACCACGUAAAUUGUCAACAAAUUCCCAGGACUAUAGCAGGAGCUGAGAGUGGGCGGCCGAGCACCGAAGGAGAGAAGAUCUGGAGCUCGGCAGAACUCCGCUUCGGAACGGGAUCAGCCAGAGAGGAUUGUGUCGUGUGGCAGUUGUGUUCCGCGUUUCGUUAGUGUUCCAUGUUCGAGGUCCUGAACUGCCUCUCGGCGCACUUUGAGGACAGCUCACCACAUUGACUGCAGUUCUGGUUACAUCUUGUGGUUCGCGUUGCGUUGGAAUUGUAUAUAUUUUUUAUUUUUAUUGUGCGAAUUGCCAGUUGACUUGAAAGCCCCACAUAUCCGGCGCCUCCCAGUGAGAGCCCCCUCCCACGGAUCUGCGUUCCUCUACGGGGAAGCUGCCGCGUGGUGGACCCGUCGAGUGCUUGCCCUGCAGGGUGGAGUGCUCCGAAAGGUCGCCAGUCCGGGAAGCUGGUGGUGCGGCGUCACUUCGAAGCUGGCGAAGAAGAAGCUCCAGCAUCCCGGCGAGCAGGAGGUUCGCAAGGACAGGGCCCAAAACCGGGACAAAGACAGGCACAGGGACAAGGACAGGGACAAGGACAAGGUCAAGGAGCGGGAGAAGGAGAAGGAACAGCCAAUGGCCCACCAACACAACGUUCCCGCUCACGAGCGUCGCAUCCAUGAGCUGGACCAAAAUGUGGAGCGCAUCUUCGAUGUCCGAAAGCGCCUGGGUAAAGGUGCCUAUGGCAUCGUUUGGAAGGCCACCGAUAAGCGAAACAAGGACACCGUGGCCCUGAAGAAGAUAUUUGAUGCAUUCCGGGAUGAAACCGAUGCCCAGCGCACCUACCGCGAGGUGAUAUUCCUGCGAGCCUUUCGCCACCAUCCCAACAUUAUUCGCCUGAUGGACGUCUUCAAAGCUGGCAACAACUUGGACUUUUACCUGGUGUUCGAGUUCAUGGAGAGCGACCUGCACAACGUGAUCAAGAAGGGCGACGUCCUCAAGGACAUUCACAAGCGGUUCGUCAUGUACCAGCUGAUCAAUGCCAUCAAGUACAUGCACUCGGGCAACGUCAUCCACAGGGACCUGAAGCCCAGUAACAUACUGAUAGACAGUAAAUGCAGACUCAAAGUGGCUGAUUUUGGUCUGGCCCGCACGCUUUCCACCAAGCGCAAGGCCGAGUUCGAUGACAUGGACCACCAGGGCAUGCUGACGGACUACGUGGCCACCCGAUGGUAUCGCGCCCCCGAAAUUCUAGUGGCCAGUCGAAACUAUACCAAAGGCAUUGAUAUGUGGGGUCUGGGCUGCAUUCUGGGCGAGAUGAUAAGGCAGAAGCCCCUAUUCCAAGGCACCAGCACUGUCAAUCAGAUUGAGAAAAUCGUGCUGGCCCUGCCGGACGUGACCCAGCGGGACAUCGAGUCGAUCGGAGCCAGCUUCGGCACCGCCCUACUGAGCAAGAAGAUCCACCGCGACCGCCGCCACUCGCUGGACGAGAUGCUGAGGAACUGCUGCGACGACGCCAUCUCGCUGGUGAAGGCCCUCCUGGUCCUGAAUCCCCACGGCCGGCUGACGGCCAAGGCGGCCAUCCAGCACCCGUACGUGAGUCGCUUCCGGACCGCCUCCGCGGACAUGGAGCUGCGCGUGGACAUCCAUCCGCCGCUGAAGGACGACGUUCGCUACGGGGUGGACCAGUACCGGAACAGCCUGUACGACAUGGUGGGCCGGGAGUCGCGGGGCAGUGCCCGGACGAUCAGCAACGCCACGCCGUCCAGCAACCGGGAGACCUCCACGAAGCCCCAGCGAGUGGCUUCGCGGACCAGGACGUUGAGUGCCAACCAGCCGAGCCAGGCGGACAGGACGAUGGAGCUGCAUCAGCCGGAGACGAACACCCUGACCCGCAGGAUCGUCCAGCAGACGAAGCCGUUCCAGCCGGUGGCCCCAUCCUCCUGCUCGUCCCUGCCCAAGCCGCGUCCCCCCUCCAAGGAUGGCAUCCGAACAGAGCCGCCGGCCGCCCAGGCUCCCUCGUCUACACCUGCUAUGUCCACAGCAGCUCUGUCGUUGGCCGAGCGGCACCUGGCCAAGUGUCGGCAGAACAGGAUGGUGUUUCAGCGGGAACUGGCCGCCGUGGCGGCCACCGUGCCGCGCAAGAAGCCCACAGCAUGGCAGACGCAGGUCCAGGCCCAGGGCAAGUUUCGUGCCGAGGCAAAGGCCCACAUGGAUGCCCUGCUCCAGGCCCAGAUGCCCAACAGCACCACCACCACUCCCACCGACGGUUCCCCGGCGAAGAGUGUCCGGGAGGGGCAGGAGUCGACGCCCCCGCAGAGGAAUCGGACGCUGCGAUCCAAUCUGGGCAAGGAGGUCAAGGCCAGGGAGAAGGCCCUCAAGACGGAGUUCGCCAGGAAGGAGAAGGCGGCCACACCGCAGGAGCAAAUGGAGCGCCGCCGGCUGGAGAUCCAGGAGGAGAAGCUGCGGGUGCUCGAGAUGCAGCGGCGGCAGCGGGAGCGCAAGAAUCUACAGCGGCGACGCGUGGCCGAGAACCUCCGGCUGAUGGCCGAGGAGCGCGAGCAGCUCGAGGAGAUGGCCGAGCAGGAGGCGACGGCCAAGGCCUUUAGCGACAUUGCCCGCAAGGUAGAGAAGCUCACCCGGAAGAAGAAGAGGAACAAGAACCAGGACAAGGACUGGGAGGGCGGCGAAUCUAUGCCGGCGGAGCGGGAGGGGGCGGACAAAACGGACAUAUUCUACGCGGGCGUGGGCGUCUGUUAUCGCCAGAGGAUCAACCACCUCGAGGCCGAGAUGGCCAAGUGCAAGGAGCAGCUGGUGAAUUUCGUCCAGAACCACCAGGAUCUGCUCAACCACAAUAACCUGCGCUACCACUUCAAGAAACUGCAGCCCCGCAAGGACUCGGAGCCGGAGGAGGAGGAGGAUGGCAAGCCGCUGCCGGAGGGCAGUGGGGAUCCCGGCUCCCAGUCCUUCGAGCGCUUCCGCCGCGAGCAGCAAAAGCAGCGGCAGCGCCAGCUCCAAGAGUUCCUGGCCCGCGACGACACCAACGAGUUCGACAUCCCCGACCUGGCCAAUGUGUACCGGGCCAGUUGCUAUCUUCCCUUCAACCAACAGGCGGCGGACAGCGGCUCCUCCUCGCCGGACAGCGGGAGGCGCGAGUCCGGGUCGGAGCUGUCCCAGGAGCGGAACGAACCGCACCACACGCAGCACGCCAACUACUUUUCCAAGUACACCCAGCUGGAGGAGGCGCGGCGGAGGCAGAGGGACCAGCCGGUGCACCCGGAGCGCAACGAGAAGACCCGCCAGCUGGAGGAGCGCCUGGAGGAGCACCGGCUGCGGCAGGAGCAGCUGAAGGCCCAGCUGAAGGCCUGCAGGAAGCAGCACGAGGCCCUAGGCCUCCACCACAAGGUGCACCACCACCAGGCCACCAGUGGUCCCCGCUACGAUCCCAUGCGGCUGCGCGAGAGCGACAUCCAGGAGGCGAAUUUCUCUCAAGUAGUCAGCGGAACUGUCCUUGGCUAAUUGUCGCAGUCUUGACGCAAUAUAUACGCACGUGCAUAA
Molecule: messenger RNA, 3908 nt
Organism: Drosophila biarmipes
Lineage: Eukaryota; Metazoa; Arthropoda; Insecta; Diptera; Drosophilidae
Gene: Erk7
Product: extracellular signal-regulated kinase 7
Exons: 9
Coding region: 987-3869 (960 amino acids)
Biological process (GO): protein phosphorylation; intracellular signal transduction
Cellular component (GO): cytoplasm; nucleus
Molecular function (GO): MAP kinase activity; ATP binding
Source: RefSeq, a predicted model, not a curated record